AUGUCAAGCAGUUCGCAGAGGCCACACUUCGGCCUAAGAAGGUCGAUCUUGAUCGGCCAUAACCUUAGGAAGCAACAAAGAAGGCGACGCCACCGGUGGCGUCACCUGGUGACAUCACUGGUUACUGUACGGGCAGCCAGCCUCAACACCAGAGAAGUCACCAGGAGUGAGACCAACCUCCAAAGUUCCUCCACUCCAGUGUCUACAUAUAUUCAGCGCUGUCACCUCAUUGAAGGACAAACUCCUCCGCCAUUUAAGCCUGCUGUAACUUGCUCUUUGCCACCUCCACCACCCUCUGUCAAACCUGUGAGCUACGGCUACUCCGCAGUUCCAGUUCAACUAAUAACCUACGAAAUGCCAUUGAUACCAGUAACUUACACACCACCCGCCUCAGCUGUCUUCUACGAGUACUCUUACCCAGCUGUGAAACCUGUAGUGCCGAAAUUUCUCAAAACACCGAUUGUACCACUGAAACCAGUCCAGUACAUGACCACACCCCACUUUGAACAUUCUAAUCCAACCCCCCUGAAGACUCUCAAGUAUUCAAAAACAGUGCCUGCAGUUAGCUAUGGAUACUUACCUCCGCCCAGUGUGUACUUAACUCCUUCCGCCCCGACAGUGAGCUACAAAGGGGAAGACUUGGUGGUGGAGGAGGUGGAGGCAGAGCUCGGGGGUGUUGCUACUCUAUCCUUCGUUGUGGAGGAGGCGGAGGCAGAGCUCGGAGGUGUUGCCACUCUUCCCUGUGACCUGACUACACCCAUCACCAUGGACUCUCUAUCUCUCGUCAUCUGGUACAAGGACGAUGGAAAAUCUCCUAUCUACAGCAUGGACGUCAGGGGUCGAGGUCUGGACGAGGCCACACAUUGGUCUGAGGACCCUAUGUUCAAAGGUCGACUGAUUUAUAAUGUACUAUAUCGUAUCCUGCCCAACAUGGACGUCAGGGGUCGAGGUCUGGACGAGGCCACGCAUUGGUCUGAGGACCCUAUGUUCAAAGGUCGACUGAUUUAUACAGCGGACUACCCAGCCUCUAGUCUCAGUUUACGGUCUCUGACUGAAGCAGACGCUGGUAUUUACAAAUGCAGAGUAGACUUCAAACAUUCCCCAACCAAAAACUACUACGUCAAUUUAACAGUUUUAGUCCCACCUAAAAGUCUGGAGCUGUUUGAUGGUUUAUCAGGGCGGAGGAUAGAGAAACCCACGUUUGGACCUGUAGCUGAAGGAACUAAUGUAGAGAUCGUCUGCACUGCCACCGGAGGCUGGCCCACACCGGCAGUGACGUGGUAUCGCCAGGAGGACGUCGUGGACCCUGUGUCGGACGAUCAGUCUGAUGGACAAGUCAGCAACACUCUGCUGUUGAUGGACGUCACCAGAGAACACUACGGGGCGAUGUACGAGUGCAGAGCCUCUACUUCACCUAACUUCGCAGCACUCCGGGUCUCAGUUACACUUGACAUAUUCUUGGGACCACUGACAGUUAAGCUGAUGGGCCAAAACACACCACUGAGUGCGGGGAAGGAGUACGAGCUGGCGUGUCAGAGUGCUGGCUCGCGGCCACCAGCUACCAUCACUUGGUGGAAGGGGGGCUCCAGACUCGACGUGCCUACUCGCGUCACUCCCAGUAACGAUGGCAACUCCAGUAUCAGUCGUGUCACGUUUAUGGCUGACGUUGACGACCUCGGAUCUUCACUGUCCUGUCGUGCUUCCAACCCCAACGUGCCAGCCUCCGCGCUCGAGGACUCAUGGACACUUAACAUACAAUAUGUUCCAGUAGUUGGGGUAGAACUUGGAAGCAACAUCAAUGCCUCCUACAUCAGAGAAGGCAUGGACGUGUACUUUGAGUGCAGCGUCACUGCCAACCCACUGGCUAGGAGGGUUACCUGGAUGCACAAUGGUCGGCCAGUUAGUAACAAUGCGUCCGCAGGGACGUUCAUCAGCACUAAGACCCUGGUGCUGCAGUCUGUGACUAGAGCCCACACUGGGGCGUACUCUUGUGUAGCCACAAACUCCGAAGGGGACGGCCAGAGUCCUCCAUUCCACCUAGAUAUUAAAUUCGGGCCCCAAUGUCACACUAGUCAGCAGCGUGUGUACGGUGCAGCGAGGCUAGAGAAGCUUACAAUCAACUGUCAGGUGGAUGGCAACCCUCAGGUACGAUGGUUUCGAUGGACCUUCAACAAUUCCGCUGUACAAGGUCGUACUAUCGACAGUUUCGAGUCCGUCCCGACAGGUGGCAGCAGUGUCGCCUCCUACACCCCCGUGGUGGAGUCGGAUUAUGGAACUUUGCUGUGUUGGGGCCGUAACGAAAUUGGUUCUCAGGCAGUGCCCUGUGUUUUCCAUAUUGUACCUGCAGGUAAACCAGACACUCCUUCAAAUUGCUCAGUACCCUACAAAGACCACAGAACUCUUAAAGUGAGGUGUGCCAAAGGAUUUGAUGGUGGGCUACCUCAGCAGUUUGUCGCAGAGGUCCGUGACAACGUCGGGUACCUGGUCCGCAAUAUAAGUAUUCGUGGAUUACUGGUGUUCAACGUCACUGAGCUUGAGCCUGGAGUCACAUACAACAUCACCGUGUAUUCCAGCAACGGCAAGGGUCGCAGUCCUGACGUAGUACAGCUGUUAGAAACCACGGAGAAAUAUGAACACACCAUACUUUACCAAAGAGUUUCUGAUUAUGGAAUGGACGAUGUUGACCCAUUAAUGCUGAUGGCUAUUGGAGCAUGCGUUGGCCUUGUCCUAAUAGUGCUGAUAUUUGUGCUGACUCUGCGGCUGAAGCGGAGAAGACAUGCUGCCGAUCCAAAGCCUGUUGUAUAUGACAAGGCUACGUCAGCACAAACCUCUGUCACGCUGCCUCCACCUAUAUCAGAAGACGAGUGCAAUCCUGACGUUAUUCCUACUGAGGUGGAGGAGAUUGAGGUGGGAGUAGAGCUGUCCCCUGUACCCCCAUGGGACACAUCUCAUGUCACUAGUCCUUGCACUGCUGCUUUGCCUCCACUCACCUACACCCACGUGAUAACGGACGUGCCGGUGAGAUGGCAUAAAGGUUGGCCCAGCAGCGAGACUGUCACCCCGUGUCUCAGGAAUGCUGAAACCCAGACAGCCCUCAGACACAAGGAGAGCACCGUCUAGCCCCCGGCCAGUGUAAGGAGGUGCUUAAGGGUUAUUAAAAUUAAAAGCUCGAGAUUCGUAUAUUCAGGCUAAGAGUUGUUCAAGUGCCUUAAACGUCUAAGUGAAGAUGUCAGUAUGCAGAGGAAUUUAGUAUAGUUUAAUUUUAUAUUGGAGUUAAAAGGACUUUUCAAUUAGAAAGUAGGUUUAUUAACAUAUUCAACAACGUACUCGCAUAUUUUCCUUUUUUAGUCUUUUAGACGUGUUUUACUUAGCUAAUUCUGGUAUAUUCGGUACAAUCCAUUUCAGCUGGAAAUAAAGGCAAUGUCAUCAGUCCAAUAUCCACAUUAACGAUCAUAAGUGAUGGUGUUCUGGUCUACAUUGCUUUUGUAAUCACGUUUCUUGUACAUGUUAACGAUUUUUACAUUUAUCAUUUGGUUUCUAACAUUUUUAUAAUAAAACCACACUUUAUAUUAAGUUCUUGAAUACUAAUGAUUUUUUUGAUGCUAUAUAAAAACAAAUAAACUAUUGGGUUCUUUGCAAAUUAUUUAUGACAAACUGGGAAUUUUCUGUCAGCAUUUAGAUUUUCCUAGUAAAAAAUACCAAAAAAUAUUUUAAAAUUUAAAAAUAAUAAUAUUUUAAUGCAACCAUUUGCUUAAUAUGAUAAUUAUGGGUUUGAUAAAAAAUAUCUGGUUAUAAGGUUGUUCCAAAUAAACAAAAUAAGACCAAAGCUGUGUUUACUUUACAUUUCAAACAUCUAUCUAAAAAUAUUGAUUACUGAGGUCAAUAAUAGUAUUUAGAGGUUUUAGUAACCAAACCAUUGUUUAAAUAUAUAUUUGUUAAUAUAGCAAAGAAAAAAAAUUAAGGAUCAGAAUAUUUUUUUUUAUAUGAGCUAGCUAUUGGAAUUCAUUUAAGUCAAAAUAUAAUUUCAAAUCAACAUUUAAUUAUAUACUAUAAUAUGUAAUACGUGAUUCAUACAAGAAAGGUUUUCGUGUUUUAAAGGCUAGUUCUUAGCCUCUAAAGCCACUUUAAAAAUGUAUUUUCUUUUGAUUUAACUCCAAAGAUACAGUUUUGAUCAAUUUCAAUUUAUUUGUACCUCAUAGCAUAAAAUACUGAACUCUUUUACACAAAUUACAAAAAACUUUUAACUACCUUAUAAGAACUUGGUUCUCAAUUGAAUUAGUAGGUCUAAAUAUACGUAUGUGUUAUUUGUAAAAGUAUUGUUACGAUACUUACACAA
This is a messenger RNA of Macrosteles quadrilineatus (aster leafhopper), 4336 nucleotides long. RefSeq lists its product as uncharacterized. The record is from RefSeq and is a predicted model, not a curated record. NCBI's taxonomy places the organism in Eukaryota, Metazoa, Arthropoda, Insecta, Hemiptera, Cicadellidae. The transcript is spliced from 21 exons. Gene Ontology annotation, molecular function: protein binding. The coding region runs from base 1 to 3120 and encodes 1039 amino acids.